This is a messenger RNA of Puntigrus tetrazona (Sumatra barb), 7393 nucleotides long. RefSeq names its product phospholipid-transporting ATPase ABCA1. Gene Ontology annotation, biological process: transmembrane transport; lipid transport. Gene Ontology annotation, cellular component: membrane; intracellular membrane-bounded organelle. The record is from RefSeq and is a predicted model, not a curated record. Gene Ontology annotation, molecular function: lipid carrier activity; ABC-type transporter activity; ATP binding. NCBI's taxonomy places the organism in Eukaryota, Metazoa, Chordata, Actinopteri, Cypriniformes, Cyprinidae.
UAAUGAGUCUCCUGACGCAGCUCAGAUUGUUACUGUGGAAGAACUUUACUCUACGGAGCAGACAGAAGGUGCGCUUGCUGGUGGAGUUGAUAUGGCCUCUGUUCCUGUUUUUCAUUCUGGUGUCAGUCAGAUCCACCAACUAUCCCGUUUACAAAAGCCAGUGCCACUACCCCAAUAAGCCCCUCCCAUCGGCGGGCGUGUUGCCAUGGCUGCAGGGCAUGCUGUGUAACAUCCAGAACCCGUGCGUCAGCUUCCCCACACCUGGAGAAACACCCGGACAGGUGAACAACUUCGACAACUCCACAGUCACAAAGGUUCUGGUUGAAGUCCAGUCGCUCCUGGCAGAUCCUGCUCUCUUCAGCAGCCUCAAACUGAUCUCCGGGGACAUCGGCCAGUGGACGUCUGUCCUGCAGAAAGCAAACCCGGCAGCAGGUCAGUCGAUUCCUCUUCGCAGUUUGCUGAGAACCAACGAGACGUUUUCUGAAUAUCUGACGAGCAGCCUUUCGGUGCCAAACACAACCGCCGCGAGUCUGAUGAGGGCAAGAGUUCGUCUCGGACAGCUGCCCGCUCUGCCGACUGACGGAGAUCUGCGCUCUGUUCUCUGCGGCCCAUCCAUCGAUCGCAUCCUGGAGUUUAAUUCAGCCAAUCAUAAAGAAGAGUUUCAGAACGUCACAUGCUCUCUGACAGCCAAUCAGCUUCUUCAGGCCAGACGCGUGUUCACACAGAAUCUGGACAACAUGAAGCUCCUGAAUGCACUUCCGUCGGCGCUGGGUCUGAACCGGCUGGAGGUGAGCGUCCUGAUGGGUCAGACCGGCGCUCACGUCGGCCCGCUCAUGACCUCGAUGUCUAACUUCAGGUCUGGCGCUGCUGGCGCGGCAGGCUCGCUGGACUUCAGGUCGGAUCCGUUCGGGAGUCUCUCUCAGCUGAUGUGUGGAACAGCCUUCAACAGGACGAGCAGAGUCGCGUCGAGAUCAGCGUCGACAGAAUCAGACCAACGAAACGCUCGCGCCGCUGCAGCAGACAACACCGACUCAAGCAGCACCAACACCAGUGCGUUCUGUAAAAACCUGACGGACACGCUGGAGAACACUUCCAGCCUGCGUCUGCUCUGGAAAACCUUCCGGCCGUUCCCAGGGAAGAUCCUGUACUCUCCUGACACCGGCGUCACGCGCAGCAUCGUCUCGGAGGCCAACCGUACCUUUGACGCUCUGGCUAAAGUGGGCGAGCUGGCCGAGGCCUGGCUGGAGAAUGAAGACGUCGUCUGGGAGUUCUUCAACAACAGCUCGCAGAUCAACACUCUGAGGGCUCUUCUGAAGAACCCAGUGUUUUCAGCCGUUCUGGACCAGCAGCUGGGAGACACCGCUCUGUCCUCUGCGCUCAUCACUAACUUCCUGUUUAACGGGCCUGAGUCGCAGCGUCCGGCGGGGAUGCCCUCCUACGACUGGCGUAACGUCUUCAGAGCCGUCAGCAGCGCAGCACAGCAGAUCACACAGAUCCUCACGUGUUUUGAUCUGGAUAAGUUUGAAGGCGUCAGCACUGAGGCUGCGCUGGUCGAGCGGUCUUUGAAGCUCCUGAAUCAGGACCGUUUCUGGGCAGGGCUGGUCUUCACAGAUCUGGACCCCGCUGACCCACAGCCCCCGCCACACAUCAGAUACAAGAUCCGCAUGGACAUCGAGGACACCGAGAGGACGGACAAGAUCAAAGAGAGGUCGUGGUCCCCGUCGGCCCGUGAUAACCCCUUCAAUGACCUGCACUAUGUGAGCGGAGGCUUCGUGUACCUGCAGGACCUGGUGGAUCGAGGCAUCGUCGCGGUUCAGACCGGAGUCCGUCAGCCGCUGGGAGUCUACGCCCAGCAGAUGCCUUACCCCUGCUACAUGGACGACGCGUUUCUGCGAUCUCUGACACGGUCCCUGCCUUUAUACAUGACUUUAGCAUGGAUCUACUCAGUUGCGUUGAUAGUCAAAGGUGUGGUUCAGGAGAAGGAGGCGCGCCUGAAGGAGACUGUGAGGAUGAUGGGAUUGAAGAGCUCAACCUACUGGCUGAGUUGGGCCAUCAGCAGCACCUUGCCCCUUGCUGUCAGCGCGCUCCUCACUAUCAUUCUGAAGUAUGGAAAGGUUCUGCGAUACAGCGAUCCCUCUGUGAUCUUUGUCUUCCUCCUGGUCUUCUGCGUGGCCACUGUCAUGCAGUGCUUUUUCAUCAGUGUGUUUUUCUCGGCGAAUCUGGCAGCCGCCUGUGGGGCCCUCAUCUACUUCCUGCUCUACCUGCCUCAUGUGCUUUGCUACGCCUGGAGGGACGUCCUGGGCUUCGGCGCCAAGAUCGCCACGAGCCUGCUGUCGUGUGUGGCCUUCGGAUACGGAUGUGAGAAUUUCUCCCGAUAUGAAGAGCAGGGCAUCGGCAUUCAGUGGAGCAACAUCCUCAGUCCGCAGGAAAACGACCGCUACUCCUUCAUCGCCUCCAUCUUCAUGAUGCUGUUCGACGCGUUCAUUUACUGGAUCCUGACCUGGUACAUCGAGAACGCUUCACCCCGGUCAGUAUGGCAUCCCAAGCCCUGGUAUUUUCCCUUCACUUCCUCGCACUGGUGCGGCACUCCAGUCAGAUCCGAUGCCCAUCCAGACCUGGCCCUCUGAGCUGGAGAACACAUAUCCAUCCAGCCGAAUUAAUAUGUUUUCUGUAGGUUAUCUGGAAAACCUCCAUCUGGAAUGAAGCCUGGAGUUUGUAUCAGAAACCUGGUGAAGGUCUAUAACGGAAAUAAACUGGCUGUGGAUGGACUCAGUCUGGACUUCUACCAGGAUCACAUCACCUCGUUUUUAGGACACAACGGAGCUGGAAAAACAACCACCAUGUCCAUACUGACGGGUCUCUUCGCUCCCACGUCCGGGACGGCUUACAUUAACGUCGACAUCCGCUCCGACAUGGACAUCAUCAGGACUCACCUGGGAAUGUGUCCCCAGCACAACGUCCUCUUCAACGAUCUGACCGUGGAAGAGCACAUUUAUUUCUACGCCCGUCUGAAGGGCCGGAGCUCUAAAGAGGUGAAGAAGGAGAUCGAUCGGAUGAUUCGAGACGUGGGUCUGCCUCACAAACGCAAAGACCUCGCCAAGAACCUCUCAGGUGGGAUGCAGAGGAAGCUGUCGGUGGCCAUCGCGUUCGUGGGCGGAUCCAACGUGGUGAUCCUGGACGAGCCCACGGCCGGAGUCGAUCCGUACGCCCGCAGAGGCAUCUGGGAGCUGCUGCUCAAAUACAAACAUGGUCGUACCAUCAUUCUGUCGACGCAUCACAUGGAUGAGGCAGAUAUUCUGGGAGAUCGUAUCGCCAUCAUCUCGCACGGCCGCGUCUGCUGCUGCGGCUCCUCGCUCUUCCUCAAGAAAACCUACGGUAGAGGUUAUUACCUGACGGUGGCGCGGGCCAAUCAGGAGCGAGUCGCGGCUCAACGGGUCCCAGCGAUUAAAGAGUAUGAUAAAUCCAGCGUGGAUGAGGGCAUUUGCAGUGACAGCAUCAGCAGCCUGGACCCGCCAGACGCGGCGGAUGUGAGUCGACUGGUGCGGCGGCAUGUGCCGGAGGCCGAGUUUCUGGAGGUCGUAGGUCAGGAGCUGGUGUAUGUGCUGCCGUACACGGCGCCACAAACGGCAGCCGCGUCCCUCUUCAAAGAGCUGGAUCUGGAGAAGAGCGCUCUGGGAGUCACCAGCUACGGGAUAUCAGACACGAGUCUGGAGGAGAUCUUUCUGAAGGUUGCUGAAGACACUGGUGUUGAUGUGGAAUCCCAUGAUAAGAAAGGAACUCUUGAACAAAAGCGCAGAAGCAGCUCAAGGAUAUCAGGAGUACAGACUAUCAGCUCAGCACUGGAAUGCAAAGAUGCAAACGCUGUGAAAAAUGAUGCAAAGAUUAAAUUCACUAGACGUGUGGAGGACACCCAUCGGCCCAUGUGUGUGAACGGCAAAGGAUCGUACGUCAUCAUGGGUUGGUCACUAAUCAAACAGCAGUUUUUAGCUCUUUUUAUCAAGCGUUUCCACCAUGCCCGCAGAAGCCGGAGAGGAAUCAUCGCUCAGGUUGUAAUGCCGGCGUUCUUCGUGUGUUUGGCUCUCAUCUUCUCACUGAUUGUUCCUCCGUUUGUUGAAUAUCCCAGUCUGGAGCUUCAGCCCUGGAUGUAUGGAGCUCCGCAGAAUACCUUCUACAGUUUUGAUGAUCCUGGUGUAGAUCAGGUGGAGCGAGUAAAGAACGCUCUGAUCCGUUCACCGGGAUUUGGGACACGCUGCAUGAGCACCAACCCCAUCCCUAAAUUGCCGUGUAACCCGGCGGGAGGCACUGAUUGGUUCACUCCCGCGGUGGAUCCGUCCAUCACUGAGAUCUUCGAGAAGGGGAACUGGAGCAUGGAGAACCCGUCUCCAGACUGUCAGUGUAGCACACCACAGCGCAGCAUCAUGCUCCCAGACUGCCCGGCCGGAGCCGGCGGUUUACCACCACCGCAGAGAACUCAGAACACCACAGACACCCUGCAGAACCUCACGGCCCGAAACAUGACCGACUUCCUGCUCAAGAGCUACCAGAAAUCAGGAAAAAUACGGUACGGUGGGAUCUCCGUCGGCGGCGUGAACUCACAGGUCAAACUCAAUGAAUCUGACAUUACGGCCGUGAUCGACGACUUCAGAUCAUUGCUCGGCAUCUCACAGUUUAAUGAGACCGAGCGGGUUUUCCGGGCCAUCCGGUUGUUUCUGGUGGAGUUGGGAACCAGAGACAAUGUGAAGGUGUGGUUCUAUAACCAGGGCUGGCAUUCGCUCGUGUCCUUCCUAAACGUGGCCAGUAACAGUAUCCUGAGAGGAAAUCUUCCCGCGGGACGGCGAGCGGAAGACUUCGGCAUCACCACAUUCAACCACCCACUGAACCUCACCAAAGAACAGCUCUCACUCGGAGCGCUGGCCACGACUUCAACGGACGUGGUGGUGUCGAUCUGCGUGAUCUUCGCCAUGUCCUUCAUCCCGGCCAGCUUCGUCCUCUUCCUCAUCCAGGAGCGCGUCAGUAAAUCCAAGCACCUGCAGUUCGUGAGCGGAGUCAACCCCACCGUUUACUGGCUGGCCAACUUCGCCUGGGACAUGUGUAAUUAUAUCGUGCCGUGCAUCAUCGUCAUCGUCAUCUUCCUGUGUUUCCAACAAAAAUCGUACGUCUCUCCGCCGAACCUGCCUGCGCUCAUACUGCUGCUGCUGCUCUACGGGUGGUCCAUCACACCCAUGAUGUAUCCCGCCUCCUUCAUCUUCAGCGUUCCCAGCACAGCGUAUGUGGUCCUGACCUGCAUCAACCUCUUCAUCGGCAUCAACGGCAGCGUGGCCACGUUUGUCAUGGAGCUCUUCGACGACCCGAAUAUAACCCGUAUCAAUGACAUAGUCAAACAGGCUCUGCUGGUGUUCCCUCAUUUCUGUUUGGGAAGAGGCCUGAUGGACAUGGCCAAAAACCAGGCCAUGGCCACUCUCUACCAAAACCUAGGAGAAGACCGCUUCGAAAAUCCUCUCACCUGGAACAUGGUGGGCAAGAAUCUGUUUGCCAUGGCCAUUCAGGGAGGCGUCAUGUUCGGCCUGACCCUGCUCAUCCAGUACAAGUUCUUCUGCAGACCCAAGUCGGUGAAGUCACUCCCGACUUCUUCGGGAGAAGAGGAUGAAGACGUGGCUCGGGAGCGUGAACGCGUGCAGCAGGGCGGAGCUCAGAACGACCUGCUCCGAGUCUGUGACCUCAGCAAGAUGUACCGUGUAAAGAAGACUCCGGCCGUGGAUAGAAUCUGUGUAGGUGUUCCUGCUGCAGAGUGUUUCGGUUUGCUGGGAAUCAAUGGAGCUGGUAAAACUACGACUUUUAAAAUGCUGACGGGAGACAUCAGCCCGACAUCUGGAGAAGCCUUCCUUAAUGGAUACAGCAUCCGGACUGACAUGCAGCUGGUGCAGCAGAAUAUGGGUUACUGUCCACAGUUUGAUGCCAUUGAUGACCUUUUGACGGGACGAGAACACCUGGAGUUCUAUGCUCGACUCCGUGGGGUCCCCCGAAAAGAGGUUUCCAUGGUGGCUGAGUGGGGUGUUCAGAAACUCGGUCUCGUCAAAUACUCAGAGAAAUCAGCGGGAACUUACAGCGGCGGCAACAAGCGCAAACUCUCCACCGCCAUGGCUCUGAUUGGCUGCCCUCCUCUUGUCUUCCUCGACGAGCCCACCACCGGUAUGGACCCGAAGGCCCGGCGUUUCCUGUGGGACUGUAUCCUCAGUGUGAUAAAGGAGGGCAGAUCUGUUAUACUCACCUCUCACAGCAUGGAGGAGUGUGAAGCGCUCUGCACCCGCAUGGCCAUCAUGGUGAACGGACAGUUCAAAUGCCUGGGAAGCAUCCAGCACCUGAAGAGCAGGUUCGGGGAAGGAUACACGCUGAUCAUACGGGUGAGUGCCGAUCAGGCCGACCUGUGCGCGUUGGAGACGUUCGUGCACGACACGUUUCCCGGGAGCGUUUUGAAAGAGAGGCAUCACAACACGCUGCAGUACCAGAUCCCUCAGACAGACGGCGCUCUCACACACAUCUUCAGCGAGCUCAACAAACACCAGCAGCUGCUGCACGUCGAGGACUACUCUGUGUCCCAGACCACACUAGACCAGGUUUUUGUGAGUUUUGCUCGGCAGCAGCGUGAUGAAGAGGACGCCGCGUUCGAGAACGACGUGGAUCUGAACGACGAAAUGCAGACAUCAGCUACAUGAAUCAAACGUCAAUCAGCGGAAACCAGGCACUUUAGCAGGAGCUAUUUAUUUGACGUCCAGAUCUCCACGCAGGCCACAUCCAACCACGAGCACACAGACAACUCAGGGUCGUUUUUAUACCAUAUUUUUUUAUCAGUGAAACACUUGCGUAACAUUAUAUGCUCCAUGUUUGAAAUGGCUUAUUUCCACACACAAUAUAUUUUUGCCAAAUGCAAAGAGAUUAUAUAUAUAUAUAUUUUACAUUUUAUGAAACUUAUUUGUUGUUGAUUUGGGCUUUGUUUGUGACUUGAUAUCAAACUGCAGAAAUAUAUUUUAGCUUUACUUGUACUUAUUAAAAGAGCACAUGCAUUGAUUUUUGCUUUUGAAUCUCACCUUUUCUGUUCUAUAACGUCACUGAGGCUCAAGUAUACUUUGUACUGUAAGUCGUAUUUUCUCUCGCUGCAUUCACAAGUGAAAUCUAAAUCUUUAGCAGCCGUGCUUUAUGUCUGUAAGAAGCAGUCGGGAAAUGCGCUGAGAAUAUUUUUACCUCGGAGAAGACCUCAGCACUUACUGUAUGCGCUCUUAAUCCCGCUGUUUAUUCAGCAUUCGUAUGCGCUCCCAUGAUCCUGUGCGUCUGCCGCUCGGAUGUUUGUUCUGCUUAUUGCUUUAUGCACGGACACACAUUAAACAUUUGCACACGC